Molecule: messenger RNA, 483 nt
Organism: Candidozyma auris
Lineage: Eukaryota; Fungi; Ascomycota; Pichiomycetes; Serinales; Metschnikowiaceae
Product: monothiol glutaredoxin GRX5
Exons: 1
Coding region: 1-483 (160 amino acids)
Source: RefSeq, a predicted model, not a curated record
AUGUUUAGAACUGUUUUUCAGGCAGCCAGGCUUCAUGCUGUCAAGCCUUUCCCUGCUAGAGUUGCCCUUGCUAGCCCUCGUUUUGCCAGGUUCAUCUCCACAGAAAUUAAAGACGCCAUAGACAAGGCGGUGCUGAGCUCACCAGUGGUUUUGUUCAUGAAGGGAACUCCUGAGUUCCCCCAGUGUGGCUUCUCUAGAGCAACGAUCCAGAUUUUGGGCCAGCAGGGCGUGGAUCCUAACAAGUUUGCUGCUUACAAUGUGUUGGAGGACCCGGAGUUGAGAGAAGGCAUCAAGGAAUACAGCCAGUGGCCUACGAUUCCUCAGCUAUAUGUCAACAGUGAAUUUGUUGGCGGGUGUGACAUUGUCAUGUCCAUGGCCCAGAGCGGCGAGUUGGCCGAUUUGUUGGAGCAGAACGAGUGCUUGGUGCCAGAAGAGGAAGAGGAACCGCUGGAGGCCAACGUCAAGCCUUCAGAGAGAUCGUAA